This is a messenger RNA of Acipenser ruthenus (sterlet), 4482 nucleotides long. Its product is annotated as histone-lysine N-methyltransferase KMT5B-like. Gene Ontology annotation, molecular function: histone H4K20 methyltransferase activity; protein binding. The record is from RefSeq and is a predicted model, not a curated record. Gene Ontology annotation, cellular component: nucleus. The coding region runs from base 473 to 3043 and encodes 856 amino acids. NCBI's taxonomy places the organism in Eukaryota, Metazoa, Chordata, Actinopteri, Acipenseriformes, Acipenseridae. The transcript has 10 exons.
UUUAAAGGGAACGGGUUUUGUUUUCGCUGCACUACUUUAUGUAUAGCUCCGACCAUGAUUUUAAACGAGUAUAUAGUGCUAUUAACGCGGCUCGCGGUUCUCACCACCAUUAGAUGUUUUUGUGUCAAUGUGAAUUUAUGAGAAUAAUUUUGGAACCAGAUGUCGAUUUCAUCGAUUGAUAGACAUGCGAGUUUUCGCAGGGUCUAUAUCUUGUCUGCAUGAGCGGUGCUGCGUCCCUUCUCUCCUUUCCUGUGCUGGCCGCCAUCUUGAAUUUUAAUGUUAAUUUUCUGGAAAUUUUUGUUUCCUCUGGUGUUUUUUUAGACGGGAUUUAAUGGCUAUUCCGGCCCUCUAGGACGGACCAUCCACACCUCAGGAGACAGGUAAAAGGACAAUACCUGGGUUUAUUGAUCCCACUCUACUGGGCUUCUUUAAGACGGAGACUAAAUGCUACUAGCUCAGGCGAAUUGUUGGUAUGAAGUGGUUGGGAGAAUCCAAGAACAUGGUAGUAAAUGGCAGGAGACAUGGAAGCAGGUUCUCCAGUGAACAUAAUCAAAAUCAAUCUAGGCUGCAACAUUCCCCAAGGGCACACAUAAGACACAGCAAAAGCUCCCCAAACAGCAGACGAUGUAGUAAACGUUUUAGUGGGGUAAGCCUUGAAGCAGAAAGACGAUACGUACCUUCCUCUGGAAUGACCGCCAAAGAGCUGUGUGAAAAUGAUGAUCUUGCAACCAGUUUGAUUCUUGAUCCCUAUUUAGGUUUCCAGACCCAUAAAAUGAACACCAGGUUCCGACCUAUUAAAGGGAGACAAGAAGAACUGAAGGAGGUGAUAGAAUACUUUAAAAAGCAUGAUAGCUUGGAGAAAGCUUUCAGAGAUCUGACUGCAGGAGAUUGGGCUCGACACUACUUCCUCCAUAAGACUAAGAUCCAGGAAAAGUUAUUCAAAGAACAUGUAUUCAUUUAUUUACGAAUGUUUGCCUCUAAUAGCGGGUUUGAAAUUUUGCCCUGCAAUCGUUAUUCAUCUGAGCAAAACGGAGCUAAAAUUGUUGCAACAAAAGAGUGGAAGAGGAAUGACAAGAUUGAGUUUCUGGUUGGCUGUAUCGCAGAGCUGUCGGAGAGUGAAGAGAACAUGCUGCUCAGACAUGGAGAAAAUGACUUCAGUGUCAUGUAUUCCACAAGGAAGAACUGUGCUCAGUUGUGGCUUGGUCCCGCUGCAUUUAUCAACCAUGACUGCCGACCAGACUGCAAGUUUGUUUCAACUGGACGAGAUACAGCAUGUGUGAAGGUUCUACGAGAUAUUGAACCUGGUGAAGAAAUUUCUUGUUACUAUGGGGAUGGCUUCUUUGGUGAAAACAAUGAAUUCUGUGAAUGCCACACUUGUGAAAGGCGUGGCACAGGUGCUUUUAAAUCAAAAGUUGGACUGCCAGUCCCUACUCCUAUAAUCAAUAGCAAGUAUGGACUGAGAGAAACAGACAAACGCUUGAACAGGCUAAAGAAGUUAAGGGAAAGCAGCAAAAACUCAGACAACCAGUCUGUCAGCUCCCACACUGAUGCAGAUAACACUCAGGAAAACCCUAAUGCACACACAUCUUCAAAUAAAAAAACUGCAGGUGUGAAAAAGUUCAGCAAAAGCAGGACAUUGACAAGGCAGUCAUUAUCAAGAACUUCUACCUCAUCUUCAAAACAAAGUCAUACUAGUAAUUCCAGGGCACCAAAGAGACUAAAAAACAAGCCCACAAAGCCUUUGCUCCCUAAACUGAGGUUAAGAAGUCAAAGGCAAAGGCCAGAGCAAAAGAGUUCUUCAAGGAAUCUUGACAUGGGGAGCUUGGUUCUUAAGGAGCCCAAGGUUGUUCUUUAUAAAAACUUACCAGUAAAAAAUGAGACAGAAACAGGGGGACCAGUCAGAGUGGAGGAGGAAAGUGGAUGCUUGACCAGGCAUUCUGCAAAAGAAAACAAACACAAUUCUAUAAAAGGUGCUACUGUAUAUGACAGGACUUUAUCUUGCACUUAUAGUACAAGGAGGUCUACAAGAACUAGGAUGACUUCUAAGACGACCUCUGACCUUAAGCUUGAACCAAAUAUAUUGGACAGUCGUAGUCACCAUAACAUGGUAAUAAAAAGUGAGCCUAUGGACUUCGAGGAACAUACAUGUAUGACGCAGGGAAUUAAAUUGAACGACUCCUUGCCUAAACUGGAGAAUAACCUCCAGAGAAACGGUGCGUGCUUACGCAGGAGGAGUCUGCAAGUAAAACAGGAGAGAAAAAUUAAAUUAGAAGAGACAGACUCAUUCAGUGAUGCUUUCUUUCAGGAAGGUGUACAUCAGUUAAUGAGCCCAUCAUGUGCAAAUGACAUUGAUUGUGGGAAAAUGCUGUUGAAUAUACCUGAUAGGCAUCAGGAAUGCAAUGGGGCAUCCAAUGGGGGAACAUUAAUCACUGUGGACAAGAGCAAAGAUGGCUGCCGAACAGUUGGAAAAGGUAAGAAGAAACGAAGAAUCACGCGAUACGACGCACAGCUGAUCCUUGAGAACAGUUCAGGGAUUCCUAAACUUACACUGCGCAGACGCCGUGAUAGCAGCAGCAGUAAAACGAAUGAACCGGAAACUGAAUUGGUGAAUUCUUCAAAGAUCAGCAUCAAAUUUAGCAAAGAUCACGAAAAAGAUAAAAACAAUUCAUAUGUAGCAAAGCUUAAUAAUGGUUUUAACACAGGAUCAAGCAGCAAUCCGACAAAACUUAAAAUCCAGUUAAAACGGGAAGAAGAUGAUAGAGGUGUGAACCAUCUGCAUUCAGAGGACGUGAGGAAGAAUAGUGUUUCUUUAGGUGAAAGCGGUGAAAUGUACGAUCGUGUAGAAGAUGGGACAGAAGAAGCAGACGAUGAAUCUUCAUCUGAAGAUGAAGAGGAGGAAGAUUACUAUGAUGAGGAAUUUGAUGAUGAUUUUAUUCCUCUUCCUCCAGCUAAAAGGCUUAGACUUAUUGUUGGAAAAGAUUCUAUAGACAUUGACAUUUCCUCUAGAAGGAGAGAAGACCAGUCAUUGAGGCUCAAUGCAUAAGCUGAAGGUCUUAGCCUGACCUUAAUGUACAUAAAUUAACUUUCCAAUCAACUGUUUCUUGAUUUAAAAAAAUAUAAAUAAAAAAAAGAAGAAAAUAAAAAAAUAAUUAAGACUUUUUCUGUAAAUUUUAGUGAUGGCACUUCUCCAUUGUUUAUUCAUUACCGACAUUGAUAUUGUAGAAAGUGUACAGUAUAAUAACUCUUCCUAAGUCUGAUCUGUGCAUAUUUUUAUUGUACUUUUUAAUAGCCUUAUUAUGUGCAAUUCUGUAAAGAGCCUGUGCUCUGUUGUAGAAUAAAGGCUAAAACUGAUCUAUCCAGUAAUACUUAGAAUUAAAACAUUGGAAAACAUAAUAAUGUUGCUACCCUAAACUUUUUAAACACACAAGGAGCAUUAAGUUGCUGUUAUACCUGAUAUUUAACAUUUAAUAGAAGGUUUCAUAAUGACAGCAGGAUAUAUAUAUAUAUAUAUAUAUAUAUAUAUAUAUAUAUAUAUAUAUAUAUAUAUAUAAAAUCGUAACACCAGCAGAAGAUUGCAGCUUUGAACCUUUUUGCUGAAUGUUUCCCCUCUGGGUUUUGUCCAUUUUACACUGUAUUCUGUCCCAGAUGUACCGUUUGUGUUCUUUGUUAGUAGCCAUAUGUUGGUUGGAAUUCCAAUUGAUUUAUUUAAAAAUAAAAAGGACAGAGAAAAAACAAACUAUUGUGAAUAGUUUGCUGAUAUUUUAGAGCAUUAUGUAUACAGGGGUAGCAGUAUACAGAAUAAAAGUAAGGGCAAUGCAGUUGUCCACCAUGUAAAUCAUGUGACACCUUGUACUUAUUUAACAAUUUUGGAUACUUGAAGGAGAUGUAAAUGUUUAGUGCAUAUGUAAUACAAUUUAUUUACAUAGUUUCAAUUCAGGUGUUUAGAUUGCAGUGCAAGCCCAAUGCAUGAUGAACUUUGGUAAAUGAACUCUAAUUGCACUGUUAACUAUCAUUUAUACAGUUUAUCUUCCUUACUAGUUGGCUUUGUUACUAAAUGUUAAAGGUGCAGUGUCCCCAUAAUCUUUGUUUUUUGUUUUUAAACCCAUUAAAGAAGAUUUGCUCCAAGUGCCACGAUACAACUUUAAGCAACUAUUUAUUUAUUUUUACAACUGUUACUGCAGCUAGUUGCUGGGUGAUCUUUUCAUACAAUUUUCCCAAGUUAAUGAAAUCAAUACUGUUUUAUUUUUUUUGUUUUGAACUGUGCACCUGGAGGAAAAUUCCUUUAAGUUCUCGCCUAAUACGAGUUGCAUCAACAAUUGUCAGAAAUAGUUGCAUGAUGAUUUCCUCUUGUUUCAUGGUCUAGCCUACCCCUUUUUUGUGUUUUGUGUUCGAAGCUGUCAUAAAGCUUGAAAGUAACAUUUGUAACCUCCUAAAUGCAGUAAGUGGGGUUUUACCAAUAAAUGACAAUUAUUUGAUAUGUAA